This is a messenger RNA of Cyclocybe aegerita, 1446 nucleotides long. The record is from the annotation of a GenBank genome assembly. NCBI's taxonomy places the organism in Eukaryota, Fungi, Basidiomycota, Agaricomycetes, Agaricales, Hemipholiotaceae.
AAUGGCGCCUACGCACUCGAGGAUGUUCACCGACGCCGCCGACGACGCGUACGGGCUCUUCAGCGAUCCUCCUACUGGUCGCAAGACCUUUAAGAUGCAAAAUGCGAAGAACGGCCAGAAGUACAGGGAGGCUGUGUGGCCGCCCGAGCUUGAGAAGGCUUUGUUCAGAGGUCUUAUCAAGUACCACCCUGGGACGUCGAAGGACCGUAAAGCCCUUCAGCGUUUUCCUCGAAGGAACAAGAGAAUCUCGGAGUAUAUUAAGGAGACUCAGAAGAAGCUCAGGACCGCGAAGCAAGUCGGAAGUCGCCUUCAGCAAUUGCGGGAGACUUGCACGAUUCCUUGGGUGCUCGACCUGAUCAAUAACAAAAACUUCAAGAGCCGUCGUAUCCCCAGUUCGGCACUCGUCUCGCUCUUUGGGCCGGACUACGUCGACGAAGUACCCCACUUCGACGGCGACGCGUCCUCGCCAGAGCCUGCCAGUCUCGCCGCGUCUCCGCGCUCGUCCUCGUCUCGAACCCUCGUCAGUGCCGCCUCCGACGCCGCCAAGACCAUCUCGCGCGCGUCGACUACUUCUCCAACCGAGCCCUGCUUUCCACAGCAUCAGCUCCAGCCACCUUCCUUUCAACAACCUACGCUCCCUCAACCCACCAUCAUAAUUCCCGUCUCUUUGACCAUCAAGGACAAUGGCGUGCUCCCGGUCGCCCUGCCUUCGUUCACGAUCGACCUCGACGAGGGUCUCACGGACUCGCUCUCGGUUGCGCCGGCGCACACGCCCACGCGCUGCUAUGAGGUCCAGGCGUCACAGAUCAUCGACAGCCGCGCGCCGUCGGUCGGCUUCAGCUCGAACGCGGGCAGGCUCCCCGCCAUCGCGGAGUACCGCUGCGUUUCGUACGUCUACAAGAACCAGGAGCUGGUAUACACCGACUCGCAUGCAUCGCCUUAUCUCGCUCACUUCUCGACGAACGAUGCGUCCGCGACUUACUCUGGCACGACGCUCGUCCCCGACUAUUGGGGCGUCAUCAUGUCCAAUCCCGAGGAAAUCUCCACGUACAUGAUCACUCAGGAAAUCCUCCUCUCCAAGCCCGACCACGCGGGGGCCUACAAAGAAGUUGCGCCCGCCCUCUUCUUCAUCCAGUAUUCCCUCCAUGUCAACUUCUUGCCUCGCGCCUACAAUGAGCUCGCCUACACUGCCGUCACCAACCCAGACGCGUCCUCCUGGGCGGCCUACCCGGGUCAAGAUGGCGUCGCCAUGUACGGCAUGGAUUAUACCCCCGCCUACGUCCCCGAUGGCGCCGCGUACGAUUUCUCCGACAUUCAUCAAAGCCUCCCUGCAGUAGCGCCCGUCUAUGCUCCCACGGCGUACUCCCCUGUCGCGAUCCCUGCCCAUAUGUUCGACAUGUCGCGCGUCUGCGAGGCUCUCGACGGAUAUCCUCACCCCGAAUAUUA